Poecile atricapillus (Black-capped chickadee) is the source of this 1048-nucleotide messenger RNA. RefSeq lists its product as uncharacterized. The transcript is spliced from 7 exons. Lineage: Eukaryota; Metazoa; Chordata; Aves; Passeriformes; Paridae. The record is from RefSeq and is a predicted model, not a curated record. The coding region runs from base 82 to 1020 and encodes 312 amino acids.
UGGGGUCUGGAGAAGGUUCUGGAGGUCCUGGGGGUCCAAGGAUGGGACAUUUUGGGUCUGGGGGCUUCAGGAGGUCCAAGGAUGGGACAUUUGGGGUCUGGGGGGGGUUCUGGGGGUCCUGGAGGUCCAGGGAUGGGACAUUUUGGAAGGUUCUGGGGGUUCUGGAGGUCCUGGGGGUCCAAGGAUGGGACAUUUUGGGGUCUGGGGGUCCUGGAGGUCCAAGGAUGGGACAUUUUGGGGUCUGGGGGUCCUGGAGGUCCAAGGAUGGGACAUUUUGGGUCUGGGGGGGGUUCUAGGGGUCCUGGAGGUCCUGGAGGUCCAGGGAUGGGACAUUUGGGGUCUGGGGGCUUCAGGAGGUCCAAGGAUGGGACAUUUUGGGUCUGGAGGAGGUUCUGGGGGUCCUGGAGGUCCUGGGGGUCCAAGGAUGGGACAUUUUGGGUCUGGGGGUUUCAGGAGGUCCAGGAUGGGACAUUUUGGGGUCUGGAGGAGGUCCUGGGGGUCCAAGGAUGGGACAUUUGGGGUCUGGAGGAGGUUCUGGGGGUCCUGGAGGUCGAAGGAUGGGACAUUUGGGGUCUGGGGGCUCCAGGAGGUCCAAGGAUGGGACAUUUUGGGUCUGGAGGAGGUUCUGAGGGUCCUGAAGGUCCAGGGAUGGGACAUUUUGGGUCUGGAGAAGGUUCUGGGGGUCCUGGAGGUCCUGAAGGUCCAAGGAUGGGACAUUUGGGGUCUGGAGGAGGUUCUGGGGGUCCUGGAGGUCCUGGAGGUCCAAGGAUGGGACAUUUUGGGUCUGGGGGCUUCAGGAGGUCCAAGGAUGGGACAUUUUGGGUCUGGGGGCUUCAGGAGCUCCAAGGAUGGGACAUUUUGGGUCUGGGGGCUUCAGGAGCUCCAAGGAUGGGACAUUUUGGGUGGCCCAAAGGGACCUGGACAAUUCCCCCCCCCUCAAUUCCCGGUGCUCCAAAGACCCCCCCAAGAAUCUCCUCCAAAUUCAAGACCCCCUCCCCAAUUCAGGAAACCCCCCCUUGAAGGUUCCAGAACCUUCCACCAGCCAGAA